Messenger RNA from Lytechinus pictus (painted urchin), 2880 nucleotides. RefSeq names its product putative pyrophosphatase PpaX. The transcript has 5 exons. NCBI's taxonomy places the organism in Eukaryota, Metazoa, Echinodermata, Echinoidea, Temnopleuroida, Toxopneustidae. The record is from RefSeq and is a predicted model, not a curated record. The coding region runs from base 463 to 1242 and encodes 259 amino acids.
GAGAAAACAACGAAAUGCACAGCUGAUCACCGGUGUUUCAUGCAAGCUCUCUCCCACGCCAUGCAUGUGUCACUAGCGACUAGCGCCGUACGGCCCGGCCCGGCGCGCUGCUGGGCUACAGUCCCGUACUGUAAUCCGUGCGAUGAUCUGCCGCUGAUCAUUUUGUCAUCAAACUUCAUUCUUGUAUCAUCACAAUUUUCAUUGUGCGAAGUUUCUACUUUCAAUUCUGCAAAGUAACUUAGAAGAACACUAUAUAGGCUUCAAGAUCACCCCAGUUGUUGGUGAGCGAGGUUUAACUUUAGUAACGUUUACUGCACUGCCUCUCAAAAUUGCGGAAUCCAAUCCCGGGUCUGGUCGACGUUAAUUCAACUCGAGUCAUAUUCAGCACUUUUCUGGAAGAAGUCUAGUCAAGCAUAUUCUCAUUUCUAGAUUUAGACAUUUUGGGCAUAACGAUUCUUCAAGAUGAACAACAACUUUAACAACUACAUCAGCCUUUAUGCUCCAAUGAGUGAUGAGAAAAAGGUUGUAAUCUUUGAUAAAGAUGGAACCCUAACCUGUAUGCAUGCCAUGUGGGCACCUUGGCUCAUCCAGACAGCUGAAAGAAUGGAGGCCGCCACUGGACUCUCUCUUCAAGAUGAGAUCUAUAAGGCAAUGGGGUUUGACAUCGAUGCCCGUGUGUUUGGUCCUGGAAUCCUGAUGGAGUGCACCAACCAAGUCUGCUUCGAGUACCUGUGUGAACUCCUUGUCAAGAAGGGGCUAUCACCCGAGAGAGCUCGUCUGAUCAGUGAGGAGUGCUUUGAUGAUGGCAACGCUGCAGUCUGCGGAGAGCUCCUGGAGUUUGGCGAUGUGCAUGAGAUCUUCACCAGGCUUAGAGAUGAGGGUUAUUACAUUGCCGUAGAUACAGCAGACAGUCGCAUCAUGACAGAGGGCACCCUUGAUAGACUAGGCGUGUCCCACCUUGUUGACAUGGUUGUCUGUGGAAACGAUGCUGGGAUCAAACCCAAACCUGAUGCUUACACCGCCCUCAAGAUCUGUUCUCGACUAGGAGUUCAUCCUCGGAAUGCAGUUUUUGUAGGGGACACCAUCACUGAUGCUAUGUGCGGCAAGAACUCAAAUUGUGGCCUUGUCAUAAAUGUCUUGACUGGGGGUGUCGACCGGAGAAUUCUCGAGAAAAAAGCCGACUUUGUUGUUGAGAGUAUAGAAGAAGCAGCUGAUUUGAUCUUGAGUCGCGACUGCUAUUGAGAUGCCUAUGUUGUAUGGCUUCUAUGAAGCUCAAUAAUAAAUCUAAAACCUGUACUGCAAAUUUCAUUUGUCAGUGUGACCAAAUGUAAUGUCUUUGUGUGCUACUGCAACAUCAACAACAUAACUUUAUGCUGAAACUUGGUGUAAAUAUAGUAUGCUUUUUUUUAUCUUAGACACUGCUAGCAUUUUAUGUAUUGGAAGCCAAAUAAUACCUAACCUAUGUUAUGCAUUCCAUUUUAAUGCUUACUGACAAAAUUAUUUAUUGUGUAUUUGCUAUUUACUAAAUUUCAAUGUAAAUUCAGGAAUUGCGUACAUGUUGUGCACAAUUUUUAGACCUUUUUUGUUGUAAAGAUUUUAUUUCUUAACCCCAAGUUCCUUGGGGAAACAUGAAGUGAGUGUUCUCUUAUGCAAUAUUUUCAUGUCAGUUAUUUAUAGUUAUACGGAGUGUAUUUUCUUUGUGGAUAUUUAUUGAAAUGUAUAUUUUUGUGAACACUAUAUCCUCUCCUUGUAUUUUUUUUAUGUAGGGUAUGAAUUUACACAAUAUAUUUAUGUAAGCAUAUUUUUAACUGCCACGUAAUGGAGAUAUUUAACUCAAAUUAAUUGGCUGAAAGCUAUCAUAUUUAUAACACUGGCGAGAGGUUUCAUGAUAUUCCCAGAAGUACAUUUUGGCUUGCGAUCAGUUGAUGCUCAUAAUGUGCAAACCAUAUUUAGGCUCUACAUCUGUAUAUUCUCAUCUGAAUGUACGCUUAAUACUGUUACAAAGGUGGCUAUGAUUGAAAUUGGUAAGUACACCAGUCUGUGAUAUAUGUAGGUAAGGCAAGGGGCAUAUUGUCGGGGGGGGGGGGGGUGGGUACAGAGAUGGAAAGUAAGCAAGGAAAAGGAAGAAAACUCAAAAGGAAGUAAGAGAAAAACUCUCUGAUAAUUAAAGAGCUGCUUCAUCCAUUUUCCAUAUUGGUUGGGAAAGUUGCAAAAAACUGAGAUUGUUAUCUUUCACUUGUGACGUGUUUGAUACUGUGUUUCUUAUUGAUCAUUUGAAAGAAGGUAAAUGAGUCUUAUUGUUUCCAAAUGUUCGUUGGAAUUUUACAUGAAGUGGAUUUCACUUAAAUAUAGAUUAUGUUUAUUGUUAUUAUGUACCAUGUACAUGCAUGCCAGAGAAAAGAUUAUAUAAACAUUUAACUGCAUGUACGAAGAUUGCAAAAGAAAGAAUUAUUUUUAUGCUUUUGAAUGGAAAAUACUAUGUUUUUUGAAUUACAUUUAUAAACAACAAAUGGGAUGCAAACUAGCAUGAUUUUCAUGUCUGAUUUCAUUUGUUUUGAUUCCUUUGUCUAAUGCAUUUAGCAUACAAGGGAACCAAUUUGAAAACUGUCCAUACAAGUGUAUUACUGAGUCAUGAUCCUAUUAACACGUUCAAGGUAAUAUUGAAUUGCUAAUAAGUUUUAAUUUCAAGGGAUAUAAAUUGAUUGUCACUGAUUUUGCAUUAACCUUGUGAAUUGGUUAGGAAGAAGGGGUUCAAUUUUAAACCCAACAUAGCACCUUUUAUAUUAUGCUGAAUUUUAUCAUAUGUAAAACUAUGAAUUAUUAUUGUACAAAGUACUUAUAGAAUAAUAUAUGAUAUAAUAUAUUUAUAUGAAACAGUAA